GUUGUCUGUCGGCUCCUGGGUCGUGGUCCACAACCUCGUUGCAACUCCCUCCCUGAACGGUGCGCAUGGUGUGGUGGACGAGUUCCAAGCGGAGAAGGGAAGGUACGUCGUCGAGUUUGCGAACGGAAGCCGGAAGCUCAUCCACGGGAAGAACUUGAAGCCCAGCCAGAUGAAUCCUCUGAAGACAGGGGACCUGGCCAAAAUCAGUGGCCUCACCAAUGCCACAGCCCUGAACGGCCGCGUCUGCAGAGUGCAGGCGCCAAUGGGCGCCGAUCGGUACGAUGUGAAGCUUCCGGACGGAACAGUGAAAGCCAUCAAGGGCUCCAACUUGUCUGUGCUCCCGUCUCCUGGCACAGCCGUGACCUCCUCCAACCUCGUCGAGGGAGCGAUGGUGCAGCGCGGCCCAAGCUGGAUCUGGGAGGACCAGGAUGGCGGCAAGCAUUGCUUGGGUCGUGUCCUCCAGUUCAACACGGAGACAGGCUGGGCCACAGUACAGUGGAGCAGUGGGAUGAGAAACUGUUACCGGAUCGGCGUGAACAGCAAGAACGAUUUGCAGCAUGCAGACCCCUUCAAGCACGAGGCUUCCUAUCUCGAGGCUCUGAAGAAAGGCAAGGAGGCCAUCAAGAAGUGCCACCUCCAACUUAGUUUCGCGUAUUCUUGCGGCGUGAAGGACUCGCAUGUCGAGUUCUUCGAUGUCAGAGACGAGGUUUGCGAGGCUUUCGGUGGCCACAAGCAUGGCCAAAGAGUUCAAGUGGGAGGCAUGCAGGCGGUGAUGAUUGGCGUCGCGCUGUUGGACGACGAUCUAGAUAUCAUUUCGCCUUUCUACCACGUGGAUGGCGUGGAUGGUGCAGGCAUCUUUGACGACCAGGAGCUUUUCAAGAAAGUGAAGGUCAUCGGACGGCAGAAGGUCAGGGAGGCAAAACCGUGGCAUGUCUUUGCCGACAACCGAGAGCUGCUCGAGGUUGCAAAGGAGGUCAACCCCACCUUCCAGUAUGCCCUGGCGCCAAGGUCAUUGAAGCACGGACGGUUAGAGCGGUAUGACAUCCGAGACGAGAUUUGCAUGAGGGUUGGAGGCUUCAAGCAUGGCCAGGUUGUGAAGGAAGGGGACAUGAAAUCCGUUGUCAUCGGUGUUAUGCUCGUGAAGGGUGUUCCUACUCUGUUCUUUCAUGUGGAUGGACAGCCUGGUGCAGGGAAAUUCGGUGAUUUCCACAAGAAGUUCGAUUUGGCUUUUGCUGCCCAGGUUGGGUCCCGAACUGUGCAGGAGGCACCCGACGACUUCUUCAAAAGCCCGGCACCGUCUGCAGAGCUUCGGGACCUGUCCACAACAUUGCAGUGUACCUUUGGCUAUCCAUGCGGUCCGAUAUUCCCACUAUUUGCAAAAUUUGACAUCCGGGAUCACGUCUGCGAAGCUGUCGGCGGGUUCAGGCAUGGCCAGAAGGUGCUUGACCAUGACGGCGACUGUGCUGUGGUAGUAGGGGUCAGGCUGGAUGAUGAUGUGCCCGCCCUGUUCUUCCACUUGGAUGGGUCGCCGGGAGCUGGCAAAUACGAGAGGUAUCACCUUGCCGAGUUCAAAGUGAUCGGUUCAGCAGUGUUGCAGGAGGUACCCCCUUCCGAUCCUGUGUUCCAGCAUGCUAAGUCUCAAAGGGGUGGCAUGAAAAAGCUGCUGCAUCAGUUCCUCUCGUCUCUUGAAAGUCACGCUGACCAGUCUACGCGUGAGUUCGACCCUGACUUCGAGUAUGACUACACCUUCCGCUACCUUCAAAAGUCCUUGGAUCCGGCGUAUUUCGACAUCAGGGACGAGGUGUGUGAGGGGGUGGGUGGCUUCAAGCACGGUGACGUCGUCAAUCUCGUUGGUAUGGACCGAAAAGCUGUGGUCAUCGGAGUGCGUCCCGACCGGCGCGGCACGCCUCAUCUCUGGAUGCAUGUGGAGGGAUCACUCGGCGCUGGGAUUUUCGAGGAACAGGAUUUCAUUCGGCGGACAGGUUCCGUUGUCGGCAGGCAAGAGGUCAAAGAGUUUGAGGAUCUCGAACCACGAGCCUUUAGCCCUGAGUUCGUGCAGGGCAUCCAGCCGACGUUUCGCUACCCGGAAGGUACCAAAGGGCGUGCCAAGCUUGAAUUAUUUGACGUGCGUGACGAGGUUUGCUUGCAUGUGAGUGGCUGUCGGCAUGGAGAGAAGGUCAAGUUCGGAGAAGUAAAGGCUGUUGCAAUUGGAGUGAAGCUGGAGGGCAUGGUGCCGACGAUGUUCUUCCAUGUGCUAAAGCCGGUCGCUUCGCCUGGUGCAGGGAUCUUUGAGAACUUCGAUCUCAUGAAACCACACGUCAAGAGCUUGGGGAUCGAUACUAUAGAGGAGGUGACGGAGGAGGAAUGGUUGUUUGCAGACCAGCCGGUCGGAUUUUAUCCCACGUGGCUGCCUGCAAGCAACGCUCCAGCAGACAAGUUUUUGUCUUCUCCGGCUGCCACCGAGCUGCACAGGCGAGCAGUGCUCCCGUCUGCUGCGGCCGGUCCUGCAGGUUCUGCAAGCACGAGCACGACUGUCGAUGCCCUCGGAUAUCGCUAUGGCCGCACGGGUGCACCCGUGGUGGUGCUGCUGGGUGGCGUCGGCGUGGGCAAGAGCUUGCUGGCCACAGCCCUCGCCGGGUUGCAGCAGACGAACCAAGUCUUUAAGGUCGGCGACAGCGCCGAGGCCGUGACAUUGCAGGCGACGUGCCACCGUUCACGCUGGUUCGGCCGUGCCAGCGAAGAAGAAGUGGUCUUGGUGGACCCGCCGGGUGUGGGCGACGGCGAGCAAGAUGCCACGAGGCUGGCGCAGGUGGUGCGGAUGCUCCGUGACUUUGGCUACGUGAACCUCUUUGUCGUGGUCCUUAAUGCGGAGCAGCCGCGCAUCGGCAGCAUCCUGGAGAAUCUGCUCCGUCUCAUGGAAGAGUGCUUCGGCAAGCGCUUCUGGCGGCAUGUCGUCUUGGCCUUCACGCGCUACUAUACGGAUCCCCGGUCCGCCCGCCGCCGCGGCAACAAGACACGGGACAUGAUGCGUGAGGAGUUCAGCGCGCUGCUGGCGGCCCAGUUCCCCCACUCCCUGGAGGAGCGCCUCCCGCGUGGCGAGCCCUUCCCCAGCUACUUCGUGGACUCGGAGGCCGCGGUGAACCCCGAGCUGCCUGAAGCCGAGAGGACUGCCGCAUUUCUCGAGCUGGAGCGGCUCUCUGUUCUGGCCCGAUCCAGCGCGAAGCUGCCCACGCAUUCUGGCAGCGACGGCAGUGCACCGCCCAGCAGCUUCCGCAGCUCGUCCCCUGCGCGGGAGCCAGACUCCGCCUGCGAGAUGGAUGUCCCGGACGAUGCCUUCACACAGUUGUCUGUCGGCUCCUGGGUCGUGGUCCACAACCUCGUUGCAACUCCCUCCCUGAACGGUGCGCAUGGUGUGGUGGACGAGUUCCAAGCGGAGAAGGGAAGGUACAUCGUCGAGUUUGCGAACGGAAGCCGGAAGCUCAUCCACGGGAAGAACUUGAAGCCCAGCCAGGAGCUCGACUCCCAGAAGAUGAAUCCUCUGAAGACAGGGGACCUGGCCAAAAUCAGUGGCCUCACCAAUGCCACAGCCCUGAACGGCCGAGUCUGCAGAGUGCAGGCGCCAAAAGGCGCCGAUCGGUACGACGUGAAGCUUCCGGACGGAGCUGUGAAAGCCAUCAAGGGCUCCAACUUGACGGUGCUUCCGUCUCCUGGUGCAGCCGCGACCUCCUCUAACAUCUUCGAGGGAGCGAUGGUGCAGCGUGGCCCGAGUUGGAUCUGGGAGGAUCAGGACGGCGGCAAACAUUGCUUGGGUCGUGUCCUCCAGUUCAACACGGAGACAGGCUGGGCCACAGUACAGUGGAGCAGUGGGAUGAGAAACUGUUACCGGAUCGGCGUGAACAGCAAGAACGAUUUGGAGCAUGCAGACCCCUUCACGCACGAGGCGUCCUAUCUCGAGGCUUUGAAGAAAGGCAAGGAGGCCAUCAAGAAGUGCCACCUCCAACGUAGUUUCGCAUAUCCCUGCGGCGUGAAGCACUCGCAUGUUGAGUUCUUCGAUAUCAGAGACGAGGUUUGCGAGGCCUUCGGUGGUCACAAGCACGGCCAACGAGUUCAAGUGGGAGGCAUGCAGGCGGUGAUGAUUGGCGUCGCGCUGUCGGACGACGAUCUAGAUAUCAUUUCGCCUUUCUACCACGUGGAUGGCGCGGAUGGUGCAGGCAUCUUUGACGACCAGGAGCUUUUCAAGAAAGUGAAGGUCAUCGGACGGCAGAAGGUCAGGGAGGCAAAGCCGUGGCAUGUCAUUGCUGACAACCGAGAGCUGCUCGAGGUUGCAAAGGAGGUCACCCCCACCUUCCAGUAUGUCAUGGCGCCGAACUCUUUGAUGCAUGGCCAUUUGGAGCGGUAUGACAUCCGGGACGAAAUUUGUCAGAGGGUUGGAGGCUUCAAGCAUGGCCAGGUUGUGAAGGAAGGGGACAGGAAAUCCGUUGUCAUCGGCGUGCGGCUCGUGAAUGGUGUUCCGACUCUGUUCUUUCAUGUGGAUGGAAAGCCUGGCGCAGGGAAAUUCGGUGAUUUCCACAAGAAGAACUUCACGGUUGUUGGGUCCCGCAUGGUGGAAGAGGCGCCCGACGAGUUCUUUCAAACUCCGGCACCGUCUGCAGACAUUCGGGACCUGGCCACAACGUUGCAGUGUACCUUUGGCUAUCCGUGCGGGGCGAUGUUCCCACUAUUUGCAAAAUUUGACAUCCGCGAUCACGUCUGCGAAGCCGUCGGAGGGUUCAGGCAUGGCCAGAAGGUGAGAGAUCAUGACGGCAAGUGUGCUGUGGUGGUAGGGGUCAGGCUGCAUGAUGAUGUACCCUGCCUGUUCUUCCACUUGGAUGGGUCGCCGGGAGCUGGCAUGUACGACAGGUAUCACCUUGUUCGGCACCAGUUCAAAGUGGUCGGUUCAGCAGCCGUGCAGGAGGUAUCUGCUUCAGAUCCUCUGUUCCGGCAUGCUGGUAGAUCCAAAAAGAGUGUACUGAAAAAGAUGGCGGACGAGGUCCGCUCGGCCCUUGCAAGUCACGCUGGGGAGCUGAAGCGUGAGCUCGACCCGGAUUUCGAGUAUGACUACACCUUCCGCUACCUGCAGAAGUCCUUGGAUCCGGCGUAUUUCGACAUCAGGGACGAAGUGUGUGAGGGGGUGGGUGGCUUCAAGCACGGUGAUGUCGUCCAUCUGCGUGGUAUGGACUGCCAAGCUGUGGUCAUCGGAGUCCGCCCGGACCACCUCGGCACGCCUCAUCUCUGGAUGCACGUUGAGGGAGCGCCCGGUGCUGGGAUUUUCAAGGAACAGGAUUUCAUUCGGCGGACAGGUUCCGUUGUCGGCAGGCAAGAGGUCAAAGCGUUUGAGGAACUCGAGCCACGAGCCUUUAGCCCUGAGUUCGUGCAGGGCAUCCAGCCGACGUUUCGCUACCCGCAAGGUGUCAAAGGGCGCACCAAGCUUGAAUUAUUUGACGUGCGUGACGAGGUUUGCUUGCAUGUGAGUGGCUGUCGGCAUGGAGAGAAGGUCAAGUUCGGAGAAGUAAAGGCUGUUGCAAUUGGAGUGAAGCUGGAGGGCAUGGUUCCGACGAUGUUCUUCCGCGUGCUAAAGCCCGUCGCUUCGCCUGGUGCAGGAGUCUUUGAAAAUCUCCACCUCAUGAGGCCACACAUAAAGAGCCUUGGGAUCGAUACUGUUGAGGAAGUCACAGAGGAGAGGUUCCGGCAGGGCUGGGCUCCACCCAAACCGUGCAGGGCGUCCUCUUCGGCCUCGUCCAGCGAGUCUGAUUCUGAGUCCGACGCCUCCUCGCAGAAAUCAGAAUCUUCCUUCAAGGAUCCCAUCGAGCACAGGGCUCAAGUCCAUUCAGAAGAGGAGAUGUUGGGAGAUGCCGUGUUGCUGCGGCUGUCCAGCUGCUCGGCAGCCAUCAAGCAAGUGCUCCUGAACUCGGCAGAGUUGGCCGAGUGCCGGCGUGACGUGGUCGAUGCGAACUGCGAGGAGAAGGCCUCGGAAGCACAGCUGCAGCUUCGCCCAUACCACGUUGUGGCUUUCAAGGGCGACGAGGGCCGGGUGAGGGCUGCUUUGAGCACACUGCCAUGCAGACAGCGGCCGCGGAUUCGCGAGAAAUCCGACCUUGGGCAGCUUGCCUUACAAGCUUAG
This is a messenger RNA of Symbiodinium sp. CCMP2456, 6160 nucleotides long. The record is from the annotation of a GenBank genome assembly. NCBI's taxonomy places the organism in Eukaryota, Dinophyceae, Suessiales, Symbiodiniaceae.